This is a messenger RNA of Annulohypoxylon truncatum, 1982 nucleotides long. RefSeq lists its product as uncharacterized. The transcript is spliced from 2 exons. Gene Ontology annotation, biological process: regulation of DNA-templated transcription. The coding region runs from base 346 to 1773 and encodes 475 amino acids. Gene Ontology annotation, molecular function: zinc ion binding; DNA-binding transcription factor activity, RNA polymerase II-specific. The record is from RefSeq and is a predicted model, not a curated record. NCBI's taxonomy places the organism in Eukaryota, Fungi, Ascomycota, Sordariomycetes, Xylariales, Hypoxylaceae.
CCAAAGACGACUAUCCAAUUCAUCCCUAAAGGAAAGGCUUCAUCCUGUCCCUUAGUUACCCUCGUAAAAUAGCCCAGAAGAUAGUAUCAAAUCGAGGGGGUCCGAAAUAUGCAAAAUACAACCAUAAAUGGAUUAUUAAUAUCCCAGCCCUAUGCCGUAGGGUGGCAUCGUGCUUCACAAAUGCGGCACAGACUGCGCCGCACAAAUCUAGAGGCUUAUGAAGAUCCAAUUCCACCUAAUCCAACAACUAUGCAGCCUUCCUUGAACAAAAACAAAACGACGUUAGCAUCCUGAUUUGCCACGUUGAAAGAGAUACUGGAUCCCCAUCAGGAAGAGCGGACGAUUAUGUCUGGAUUGUCAUCGCGUCGAUCCGCCUGUGACCGGUGUAAGGGUCAAAAGCUGAGAUGCCUGAGGGACCCGGGACAAGAGCGCUGCUAUCGAUGUACACGAGCAAAUGCUGAGUGUCUUACUACCCCAACCUUACGCUUUCGUAACGUUUCGGCGGACGGUACCGGGAGUGGGUCACGCAAGCGGGCACGACACGACGGCGAGCAGCACCCUCACCUAUUUCCUAAUGCCGACCAAGGAUUCAACGAUUCUCUCUCUACUUACACCACUGGAAAUCCUGGUCAUGCGCCAAGUCAAGGAAUCUUCUCUCCCGAGGUAGCCGGAUUAUGGGACCCUUCCAUGUAUGGAUUGAUGUCCAGCGAUGCACUUGAUGGGAAUUUCUCAUUCUUUGACGCCGCAGCGAAUAAGGUCGACAAGGUUAGAGAUGACCGUCCUAGAGUCGUGGCCAACUCGCCUACGUCUCAACCUCAACAGUCACCAGAAAGCACGUCACGUUCACAAUGUUAUGGGAACCAUUGGGAUAAUGUCGUGCCAUUCUCUGCAGACGGCGUCAUCGUUACCCAAGAUCAAGAUGACCAAGUCGGCAACGCGAUUCCGGGAGAAGUUCAUAUACAACGGCUUUCUAAGAUCAACCUAAAUCUAGCUAGGAUCUUAGGUCGUGUCGGCCAGGGGUCUCCUGCAGUGUCUCUCAAAACCCUCGUUUCACCGUUGAACGACUAUUCCUCGACCCCAAUUCACAAUAUAACGGACGGGACACGUGAGUAUAUAGACAUUCUCCGUGCCCUUUCAGGUGCGACCCGGCGACCAGCGACCUCUUCAUCAUCCGAGGGACCCUCUUCAAGAUCUCAGGGAUCGGAAUUCAACGGGAAUGGAAAUAUCUUAUCAAAAUCAGGAGAAUCCUUCCAGAGUCACCCAGCAUAUAGCUUAACACUAGCCAACCCUUCCGCUACAUUCACGUCAUCUAACGAGCCUACAAUCCUGGAUGCUACAACGCUACUGCUCAUUCUUACUUCCUAUAUACACGUCACGCGACUCUUCUUAAUCAUCUUCGCACAUACAUAUGAAUGUCUUAGAGAGAUUUCUAAAAGUGAAAAGCCGUCUUUAUGCGCUCUGCCCGGAGUUGACUUCGGCGACAUCCCCCUACGCUCUGGCAACCUUCAAGCUACGAUGUUUAUUGAAAUUGUCAACAAUCUAUUCGAGAGGAUGGAAAGUCUACUUGGAAUACCCCGGCAAUUCCGAGUUAGUACACGCGGAUCCGACGGUAGCGGUUUGCUGAGUGAUGAGGAAGUGAAUGGAACCCUCAAGAUGAUGAUCUUAAAGGAGGAACUCGUGUAUCAACCCCAAUACGGGAAAGGGGGCGCUAAGGCACUGCGUAUGUUUCUCGGCAUGACGGAGCAGCUCUUGCGCGAGAAAAUCACUCCCUGAGUUUUGACACGAAAGGCGCGACACGAAAGGCAUGCGACGAUGUACUAUUAUAGAAGAUAUCCUAUGGUUUGGUCGGUACGGCGUAAUGGCCCUGGAGGCUUUCAUUAAUAGGCCCACAUUUAUCAUGGAAUUAGCCUUGGAUUUCAAAUCACGAACGACAGGUACAAUAGACUAUUCGAUCAUUCAUAUCGUUUAUACUUACUAAUUAU